This is a messenger RNA of Eruca vesicaria subsp. sativa (arugula), 963 nucleotides long. The record is from the annotation of a GenBank genome assembly. NCBI's taxonomy places the organism in Eukaryota, Viridiplantae, Streptophyta, Magnoliopsida, Brassicales, Brassicaceae.
AUGUGUUUCUUUCAGAUUGUACCUUCCCUUAUCAAUGGAGUCAUCACAGCUAUGUACUUCAUCUUGUGGGGAAAAGGUCUUAAGUCUUGUGGGCCGCUUAGAGCUAUCUUGUCAGAGUACUCUGGUGCUGUUCAUGGAGUACUUUCUGGAGUAUUAUAUGGACGAAGAGGCCAUGUCUGGAAAAAGGUAGGUGGCCUUAUUGCAAUGCUGGUAGCUCUAUUUUUCUUGUCUCAAGGAUGGGCGACAUCAUCCCUCUCCCCGUUGUAUAUCCUUUUAUGCAAGCUCCAUCUCUUAUACCCAUAUAAUAUUACUGACAUCAAAGAGGAAGAUGUACUAACAGCAGAAGCGCUAGGGCUGCUGGGAAUGAUGAUACCAGUUUUUGCUGGAAUCUUAUCUGCAUUAAGGCUAGUUAUUGCGCGGCGUGUUUCCCUUAAGGUACUACUCUCGUAUUCUAUCUGUUACGCCAGUCCUUUUUCCACAUAUUUUGGACCAACCACUUCUGUGUUUUCACAAAACCAGCAGAAGAAACGAUUUCAUGCGAUAACCAUUACUUCUGCAACAUGUUUCUUGUUUCCUUUGGCCAUGUGGGACCUUUUCAUAGGGUCGUCUUCAGGGAAAGCUGUCCAGUUGCCAUUUUCGGCGUGGGCUUUCCUUAGCGCCAUUUUUUUCGGGAUCAUUCUAAUAUUCUAUGUUGACAACAUCGCUGAAGAGAGAUUGCAUAUGGUGUUUUCUUCCCCAAGGCAUUUAAUGAUAGCAGGAGCAUGUAUAAUAGUCAUGGAGAUUGCUUACGAGAUGGACUUUUCUCUUCCUGGUUUCAUUGUCUGCUGCUUAGUGUUAGGGUUUGGAAUAUUCGAAGCAACAUCUCUAGAACGCAGCAAGAAAGACUCUUCCAUAAAAUCAGAAGAUCAGUCAAACGGAAUCCUUGGUGAUGGCUUUGAUACUUCUCCAAUUCUUCCAAUAUAA